UUGAAAUAGAUAUAUAAACUAAGGGUAUGUAAAUAAAUUUUGGUUAAAUUCUCAAGGAAAAAUAAAAAAGAGUGUGGGGCCCAUGCCACACCUUUCUUCAACCUGGGUCCGCCCCUGUCUAUGCUAUAAGGUUAAAUAAACUAUACUUAGUUAGAGUUAUGAGGUGGCGUUUUGUGGAUAUGAUUUCAAAGUUUGAAAAAUAAAAAAGAAAUAUUAAAAUUUUCAAAAUAAAAUGGGUUAUUUUGGUUAUUUCCUUAUUGAUGACUAUUUUGUGACAAAAACUUAAAAACGACUAUUUGAAAGAGUUGUCCUACAAAUUAAGAAAAUUUAAAUAAUAAGUAAAUAUAUAAUAUAAAAAAUGGAAAACUAUAUGAAACAUCUAUAUGAAAAAUGUAUAGUUUUUUGGUUUUUUCUAAAGAAAUUACUAUUCACACAAAGAUACAAUUUAGAAUUUCGUUGUUGUUCAGAAUACAACGUCCAAAUGAAUAACUAUAUAGUUAACAUUUAAAAAUCAAAAUAGUCCCGCGCGUAGCGCGGAUUAACUCCUAGUUCAAAAAUAUACAUAGUUCAGUUAUUUGAAUUUUUGGAUACCCAUUUGAACUCAGCUGGUUCUAAUAGUAUUCAUAAUCUGAAAUACCAACUUACUAAAUUAUACAAAUUCGGUUUUGGGUUUAAAUUAUUAAGUUAUAUACAGUAUUGCAUAGAGGAAGGGGACUGUUUUGCAAUUUUAUAGUUGCGAAUGGGUGAUUUGAUAAAUAAUAGUAGUAUUUAACUUUUCCCAAAUAACGAUCGGGUGGUUAAGUAUUUAAAACCCUUUAAUUGUUUAAAUACACCACCCCUCGCUUCGCCGUCUCUUGACCCCUUCCCUAAACCUCCGACUGUACUAGAAUCUAUCAAUCCUCGUCGCCGGUAAGUUCUUCACUCAUCAUUCCGUUGAUGAAACUCCAAACGGAACUAGAAUUAAUCGUAUUUCUCCCUCGAUUUCAGAUAACUGACAAUCUAAAGAGCGAUGGUACUCGAUCACGAAGACUUAGACUUGAUGAACGAUGACAACUUCGUCGACAAGAAGAAGCUUUCAGCUCCUAUCAAGUCUACAGCAGAUAAGUUUCAACUCGUCCCUGAGUUUCUCAAGGUGAGAGGACUUGUGAAGCAACACCUUGAUUCAUUCAAUUACUUCAUCAAUGUCGGGAUCAAGAAGAUUGUUCGUGCGAAUUCUCGUAUUACGUCCACUCUCGACCCUUCCAUUUACCUAUGGUUUAAGGAUGUCUAUGUUGGUGAACCCUCUAUUUUAAAUGUUGGUACGGCGGAAGUAAUCAAUCCACACAUGUGCCGACUAGCUGACAUGACGUAUGCUGCUCCGAUAUAUGUCAACAUAGAAUAUGUUCAUGGAAUUCAUGGAAAGACGACGAUAAGUGCAAAGGAUAAGGUUGUUAUCGGAAGGAUGCCUAUUAUGUUGAGGAGUUGCCGCUGUGUAUUACACGGAAAAGAUGAAGAGGAACUUGCAAGAUUGGGUGAGUGCCCACUUGAUCCUGGAGGAUAUUUUGUCAUCAAAGGAACCGAGAAGGUGUUGUUGAUACAAGAACAACUUUCUAAGAAUAGGAUUAUUAUUGAUUCUGAUAAAAAAGGGAACAUAAAUGCAUCUGUCACAAGCAGCAGUGAAACAACGAAAAGCAAAACAGUUAUUCAGAUGGAGAAGGAGAAGAUAUAUUUGUAUCUACAUCAAUUUGUAAAAAAGAUUCCAAUAAUAAUCGUCCUAAAAGCUAUGGGAAUGGAGAGCGACCAAGAGAUCGUACAGAUGGUUGGAAGGGAUCCCCGUUUUAGUGCAUCACUUCUACCUUCUAUGGAGGAGUGUAUUAGUGAAGGUGUGAAUACACGACAACAAGCACUGGACUAUCUUGAAGCAAAGGUGAAGAGAUCAUCGUAUGGACCACCUGAAAAGGAUGGCCGAGCUCUAUACAUUCUGAGAGAAUUAUUCCUUGCACAUGUACCUGUGCGUGAUGACAAUUAUCGCCAAAAAUGUUUCUAUGUUGGGGUGAUGUUGAGAAGAAUGAUUGAAGCAAUGUUGAACAAAGAUUCCAUGGAUGACAAGGACUAUGUUGGUAACAAGCGGUUGGAGUUGUCUGGACAACUAAUAUCUCUUCUCUUUGAGGAUUUGUUCAAAACGAUGACCACCGAGGCCAUUAAAAAAGUAGAUGCUAUCCUUCAAAAACCUAACCGGGCAAGCCGAUUCGAUUUUUCUCAAUGUCUCACUGGAGAAAAGAAUCAUAAUAUUUCUUUUGGAUUAGAAAGAACUCUUUCCACGGGAAACUUUGAUAUUAAAAGGUUCAGAAUGCAUAGGAAAGGCAUGACACAGGUCUUGACAAGGUUAUCUUUCAUUGGGAGCUUGGGGUCUAUUACGAAAAUUUCGCCACAGUUUGAAAAGUCCAGAAAAGUUAGUGGGCCUAGAUCCUUGCAACCCAGCCAGUGGGGCAUGCUCUGCCCAUGUGAUACCCCUGAAGGAGAAUCUUGUGGGCUUGUCAAGAAUUUGGCUUUAAUGACUCAUGUCACAACGGAUCAAGAGGAAGGCCCAUUGGUUGCUAUGUGCUUCAAAUUGGGUGUUACAGAUCUGGAAGUAUUGUCAGCAGAGGAGCUGCAUACUCCAGACUCGUUUUUGGUCAUAUUUAAUGGGCUAAUACUUGGCAAACAUAGAAGGCCACAGUACUUCGCCAAUUCACUUAGAAGGCUGCGUAGAGCUGGGAAAAUUGGCGAAUUCGUCAGUGUAUUCAUAAACGAAAAGCAGCAUUGUGUUUACGUUGCUUCUGAUGGUGGGCGGGUGUGUCGUCCACUUGUUAUAGCAGAGAAUGGAGAAUCAAGAGUUAAACAACACCACAUGAAAGAACUAAAGGAUGGUGUUCGCACUUUUGAUGACUUCAUUCGUGAAGGUUUGAUCGAGUAUCUUGAUGUUAAUGAGGAAAAUAAUGCGCUGAUUGCUUUAUACGAAAGUGAAGCCAUGAAAGACGUAACCCACAUUGAGAUUGAGCCUUUCACCAUCUUAGGGGUUGUUGCUGGUCUUAUCCCCUACCCUCACCAUAAUCAGUCGCCUAGAAAUACUUACCAGUGCGCUAUGGGAAAACAAGCGAUGGGAAAUAUUGCUUACAACCAGUUAAACCGGAUGGACUCUUUGCUUUACCUAUUGGUGUAUCCUCAACGACCCCUGUUGACAACGAGAACAAUUGAAUUGGUUGGAUACGAUAAACUUGGAGCAGGUCAAAAUGCAACAGUUGCUGUGAUGAGUAAUACUGGGUACGAUAUUGAGGAUGCAAUUGUGAUGAACAAAGCUUCCUUAGAUCGUGGUUUUGAACGCUGCAUUGUUAAGAAAACAGUUGUUGCUACUUGCCAGAAGUAUGGUAACGAUACAGUGGACAGAAUACUAAGGCCAGAAAGAACAGGUCCAGAUGCUGAAAAGAUGCAGAUACUGGAUGAUGAUGGAAUCGCUGCUCCAGGGGAAAUUAUUAGACCGAAUGAUGUGUAUAUAAAUAAACAAAUCCCUGUUGACACCAGAGAUAACAUUACAUCUCCGCCAUCAGACACUCAAUAUCGUCCGGCCAGAGAGUAUUUUAAAGGUCCUGAAGGGGAGACACAAGUGGUCGAAAGAGUUGCUCUCUGUUCUCACAAGAACGGUAAUUUAUGCAUAAAGUAUAACAUCCGACAUACUCGUCGACCAGAGCUUGGAGACAAGUUCAGCAGUAGGCAUGGGCAGAAAGGUGUUUGUGGUACAAUCGUUCAGCAAGAAGAUUUUCCAUUUUCUGAACGUGGAAUUUGCCCUGAUUUGAUCAUGAAUCCUCAUGGGUUUCCAAGUCGUAUGACAGUAGGUAAGAUGAUGGAACUUCUUGGAAGUAAAGCUGGGGUGUCUUCUGGUAGAUUUCAUUAUGGUAGUGCUUUUGGAGAAGAAAGUGGUCAUGCUGACACGGUUGAAAAUAUAAGUAAGACCCUUGUGAAGCAUCGCUAUUCCUACUGUGGGAAGGAGUUGUUAUACUCAGGUCUCAGUGGCGAGCCAUUGCAAACAUACGUCUUUAUGGGGCCAAUAUAUUACCAGAAACUGAAACACAUGGUCAUGGACAAAAUGCAUGCGCGAGGGAGUGGACAGCGUGUGAUGAUGACAAGACAGCCAACUGAAGGGAAAUCUAAAAAUGGAGGUUUACGAGUGGGAGAAAUGGAACGAGAUUGUCUUAUUGCUUAUGGAGCCAGCAUGUUGAUCUAUGAGCGUCUCAUGCUCUCUAGUGAUCCUUUUGAAGUUCAGGUUUGCAGAGCUUGCGGUUUAUUGGGAUAUUACGAUUACAAGCUGAAGAAGGCAGUUUGUUCAACUUGUAAAAAUGGUGAUAGCAUUGCUACUUUGAAACUCCCUUACGCAUGCAAGCUCCUUUUCCAGGAACUGCAGUCGAUGAAUGUUGUUCCGCGUCUUGUUCUAAGGGAAAUGUAGAUAAGCUCUGAAGACUGUUUUAACCUUUACGACAGUCUCGAUGGCUUUUUUAAUAUCCUUCUCUGGUCCUCCGAGUCCUUGAGAUUGGACCAUAUUAGUGUAGAUGACUAAGAUGUUAAGAAUCGUAUGUUUUGUUCUCACUGUUCUGAAACUAACAAAUAAUGGGAGAAUCUCCAUUCUUACUCCUA
Messenger RNA from Brassica napus (rape), 4647 nucleotides. Its product is annotated as DNA-directed RNA polymerase III subunit 2-like. Gene Ontology annotation, biological process: DNA-templated transcription. NCBI's taxonomy places the organism in Eukaryota, Viridiplantae, Streptophyta, Magnoliopsida, Brassicales, Brassicaceae. The coding region runs from base 1010 to 4459 and encodes 1149 amino acids. The record is from RefSeq and is a predicted model, not a curated record. Gene Ontology annotation, molecular function: ribonucleoside binding; DNA binding; DNA-directed RNA polymerase activity. Gene Ontology annotation, cellular component: RNA polymerase III complex. The transcript is spliced from 38 exons.